Penicillium cosmopolitanum is the source of this 1071-nucleotide messenger RNA. Its product is annotated as 3-methyl-2-oxobutanoate hydroxymethyltransferase ECM31. The record is from RefSeq and is a predicted model, not a curated record. NCBI's taxonomy places the organism in Eukaryota, Fungi, Ascomycota, Eurotiomycetes, Eurotiales, Aspergillaceae. The coding region runs from base 1 to 1071 and encodes 356 amino acids. Gene Ontology annotation, molecular function: magnesium ion binding; 3-methyl-2-oxobutanoate hydroxymethyltransferase activity. Gene Ontology annotation, cellular component: mitochondrion. Gene Ontology annotation, biological process: pantothenate biosynthetic process. The transcript is spliced from 3 exons.
AUGACUGUCCCUACUUCGGCCCUACGGCCGCUCUCACGAAGAAGCUUCCUUACCCCAUGCCUACUGGCUUCGAACGCAUUGCGCGCCACUACCCCCCGCUUCCAGAAGAAUGUCACAGCCUCUCGAUCUCCCGCUCUCUCAACUCCCUCCUCGCCGCUUCGCUCCCAGAUCCGAUACAGCUCCUAUAACUCUCCUGAUCCCGCGCCGAAUACUCCCAAUGCCCGAAAGAAGGUCACCAUGCAGACAUUGAAAACCCUUUAUAAGAAGGGUGAGCCGAUUACCAUGUUGACGGCGCAUGAUUUCCCCAGUGCUCACGUGGCUGAUGUCGCGGGGAUGGAUGUCGUAUUGGUCGGUGAUAGUCUGGGCAUGGUUGCGCUAGGAUUGGAUAACACGACGGAGGUGAAUAUGGAUGAUAUGAUCUUGCAUUGUAGGAGUGUGGUCCGUGGGGCGAAGAGCGCGUUCAUUGUGGGUGAUCUGCCAAUGGGGUCUUAUGAGAUCUCCCCCGAACAAGCGGUGGAGUCUUCUCUUCGUCUCGUGAAGGAAGGUCGGGUGCAGGGAGUCAAAAUUGAAGGUGGCGAGGAAUUGGGUCCGACGAUCAAGCGGAUAACACAGGCUGGGAUCCCGGUCGUCGGACACGUGGGGCUCACUCCUCAACGUCAGAAUGCCCUCGGUGGCUUCCGGGUCCAGGGAAAGACGUGCACGAGUGCGAUGCAGCUCCUGAAAGACGCGCUGGUCAUGCAAGAGGCUGGAGUAUUCAUGUUUGUCCUCGAAGCGAUGCCUCCAGAGGUAGCCGCUCUUAUCACGCAAAGGCUCAAGGUCCCGACGAUCGGGAUUGGCGCUGGCAACGGCUGCUCCGGCCAGGUGCUGGUUCAGAUUGAUAUGACUGGCAACUUCCAGCCGGGUCGAUUUGUUCCGAAAUUCACGUUUGGGGGGGAGGCCGCCCGUGGCAUCGCACAGUAUCGCGACGAAGUCAAGAGUCGCGCAUUCCCGUCACAGGAAUACACGUAUCCCAUAACAAAGGAGGAACUGCAAAAGUUCGAGAAGACGGUGGACGAAAUUUAUGGCAAAUAA